Molecule: messenger RNA, 5476 nt
Organism: Balaenoptera ricei (Rice's whale)
Lineage: Eukaryota; Metazoa; Chordata; Mammalia; Artiodactyla; Balaenopteridae
Gene: ZNF597
Product: zinc finger protein 597
Exons: 4
Coding region: 216-1472 (418 amino acids)
Biological process (GO): negative regulation of transcription by RNA polymerase II
Molecular function (GO): DNA-binding transcription repressor activity, RNA polymerase II-specific
Source: RefSeq, a predicted model, not a curated record
GGCCGCAUCCGGCGGCUUUCCCGGCAGGUCCAGCGUAGGGGAGCAUGGGAGCCUGGGAGCCUAAUGGUGGCGCCGUAUUUCGGUCUCGAGUCUCGGCUGGGCGUCGCUUUCUGUUGCUUUUGCCUGGAUAGCGGGAGGCUUCCUGAGAUCUUUAGUCUCGGAGCCAUCUGUCCCGAAGUCCCUGUGGCGACUUGAAGACACUACCACCCCUCAAGAUGGCAUCCACACUCCCUACAACCGGGGCCCAGGGACCAGUGCUGUUUGAGGACCUGGCUGUAUAUUUUUCUCAAGAGGAGUGUGUGAGUCUGCACCCUGCCCAGAGGUCCUGCAGCAGAGACACGCCACAGGAGUGUUUGGAGGAUAUGGCCUUGAUGGGAGGAGAAGGCAAGAUUGAGAUUAAUCAGAAGCUAAGGCUAGAAUCUAUGGGACUUGAAGAGCUUGCCCUAGAAAAAUACUCCAUUGCUGUGCCCCUUGUCUAUUACCCAGAAAAUUCCUCUGAGCAUGGAGUUGGAAACCUUGAAAGGAAAAUGUCAGGUAGAACUCCUGCUUUCAAGAAGAGGUUCAUAAGCCUUUUAGUUACCAUUGAAAACCACACCCCUUUGAUAGAACUAUCUCAGUGUUUAGGAACCAGAGCACUUUCUGAAAUUCUUGAAUUUCCCGGGGAAGAAGCCAAAAAUUCAUACAAGUGUCCUGAAUGUGACCAAAGCUUCAGUGAUAGUUCAUACCUUGUUUUGCAUCAGAAAAUGCAUUCAGGAGAGAAAAAGUAUAAAUGUGGUGACUGUGGGAAGAUUUUCAAUCACAGAGCCAACUUGAGAACACACCAGAGAAUCCACACCGGCGAGAAACCAUAUAAGUGUGCCGAGUGCGGCAGCAGCUUCCGCCAGCACUCACAUCUGUCUCGGCACAUGAAUAUCCAUGUAAAGGAGAAACCCUACACCUGUAGCAUAUGUGGAAGAGGUUUCAUGUGGCUCCCAGGAUUGGCACAGCAUCAGAAAACCCACGCUGCCAAAAAAGCCUGUGGUAAAUGUUUUGGUCAGAAAACAAAUCUGGCUUUGCCUGAGAAAAGGCACGGGUCAGCCAGCCAGCACCCAUGCAGUCCGAGCGGGAAAUGCUUUGGGCAGCCCUCGCACUUGGCCCUCCCCGAGCGGGUCCACGAGGACAACCCUGAACACUGCAGCGAUUGCGGGGAAAAUUUGCUUUCGUUCUCAAAAUUCGAACCCUUAAAGUGUCCUGAGUGUUCGAUGACCUUUCUUCGUAUCUCUGAGCUUAUCUCCCAUCAAAGAAUUCACAGAGGGGAGAAGCCCCAUAAAUGCAAACCCUGUGCAGAAAGUUUUAUUUCGGACUCAGAGCUUGCAUGCCACCAGAAGAACCACACAGGAGAACCUUAUAAAUGUACCGUGUGUGGGAAAAGUUUCAGGUUGAAAACACAUCUCAUUGUCCAUCAGCAAACCCAUGCGCAAAACACCACGUAAAUAUAGCAAGUUUUCAUUAAUGCUUGUGCUUCUCAGUAUUUAUACUGAAAACUGGGGCACAGUUACCCUUUAUGUGCCAGGUACUGUGCUAAGCAUUUUACACACAUUCCAUGUAAUAUAUCAUUUAAUUUUCACCACCACCUUGAUUUAGGCACCAUGAUUUCGGUUUUAUAAUGGAGGAAGCAUAGUCAGUGUCACAGCUACUGAACAAAGCCAGAACUCUAACUCAGUAGCUCAGUUACUAUCCAGAUUCCAUUUGUAUGAGCCGGAGAAAGAUACAGAACUUAUAAAAAAAAAAUUCAGUUUUCACUAAAAUGAAGGUUAUUGCUAGAGUUCUUUUAAUUUUGUUUACGUGGUUUCUAAGUAAGUUUUAGAAGGCAAAUUUAUUUAUUGUUUGCUAGUUCUGCAGAUCUAGGAUCUAGGAAAGUAAGUACCUUUGUAUCUAUUUUAUACUUUUUUUUUUUUUGCUGUAACAAUCAGAAUGUAAUGUUUGUAUGAGAUUAUUGUUUUACAUAUGAAUUUCUGGAGGGGUUUGGAAGCUUUUUUCCCUCCAUGUGAAGUGUUCCCAAAUGGGUUGGACUAGUUAGUGUCGAGAUGGCUGUUAGUAUCCGUGAAGUUAGUAUCCAUUCUCAGAUCUGAUGCCACUGGCCUUUGUGAUUCAAGUGUUUGGAAGGAAUUUUAGCAAUCUGACUACAGCCCUUUCUGGUGCCUGGACUUGAGCAAUGGAAAGGUACUUGCUUCUCUCUAAGAGGAUUUACCUCCAAGUCUUUACCAAAGCACAUCACCUGCCUUGCUAUGAAUAACAGUAACCCUUGUUUAGUGUGCAUGCUCAAUACUUCAGGUAUAUUAAUUUAAUCUUCAGAAUAAAUCUGACAGAAAAGGACUAUCCUCGUUUCGUAAAUGAGUAAGUAGAGCCCCUGGAGGAUACAAUCAGUACAUUGCCCAAGACACAAAAGUAGCAACAUGCUGAAGCUGGCAUUUAACCUCUGGUCUCUGCUGUCAGAGGCCAUGUGUUCAGCGACAUUGCGUUAUAUGUUGGCAUUUGCACCACAUGUUAAAACUGCAGGCAGCUGGAGGACUGAGAUGGGUGGGUGAGGAUGGUCAUCAUGGAGGCUACCCUGUGCACGUGCUUCAUUCCCUUAGUGCUUCAUCCCAAGCCUGACUUACGUGUAUGGUUACAAAGCAACUGAAAGACUGUUCAGGACUUGAGGUUCAAACUCCAUCCCUAUAAUCAGAGAUUGCAAACUCUACAGAGUAUAGUUUUAGUUUAGUUUGAGUUUAGUUUAGGUUUUAGUUGAGUUUGGUUUAAGAAAAAAGUUUUUCUUCCUCAUAUCCAAAGAAAGAUACAUACAGAAAAUUGUUAGAGCUUAAUCAAAAUACUUGAAAAUAUAUAGAUACUGCUGUUACAUGUAAAUACUGGAGCAAAAUAUUGUUAAAUGGAAUGGUUAUUAAUGUUAAAGAACCAGGGGAUCUUGUAAAUGUUACAUUCAUGUGGAAUUUCUCUUUAAAGCAAAUUUGUGUACCUCUCAGCAAAGCAGCAUUUAAAGGGGUUUUUGAUUGGGAUGUGAGAAUGGUCUUAUUCUAUAUAAAUGGUAUAAAAGUAUGGCAUUUACUAAAAUAGGAUUAUCACUGGGAAACCUCAGGAGUAAUAAUAGGCCUCUUUAGGACUAAUUGGAGGAAAGUAGUACCUGGAAGGUAGGGUCUUUCUACUGAACAGCAGAUUGAGAACUGAAUGUACAAAAAGGUGCUGGCUACUGCUGUAAGCUCUUAACACUGAUUAGAGGCAGGAAGAUACUGUUGGUGAGGAAAAGGGAAACCAAUAGCCCUAACCCAGCUCACCCACUCCUUUCCCCCUUUUCCUCAUUCUUCUUUUGCCUCUUGUUUGCAGAUCCACAGUUGAGACCCUGUGCUCUGUAUGUCAAGGUCACACUUGGCUCAUUGUUUCCCAUGUCUCCACUCUUAGGAUACAGGACACCAGUCUGCCGGGCCUUUGGGGUCUCAAAUAAAAAAGCGAGGUCUUCUAUAGGUUCUUCUUCAGCAAGUCUCUCUGUCUGAGGUGGUUAGAGUUGUGUAGAAAGAUGGUCUCCAGUUAGGUUUCUUAUCAGCCAGCUCUGGGAUAUAAACACCUUUGCUAAAUAUCAGAAAGUACUGCCUCCCUGCUUUCCUGCUUCUGCCUUCCGUGGGAGCAGCUGGCACAGUGCGCCACUGGCACAUAGUAGGGGCUCCCAUAUUUCAGUUAACUGAAGAGUUGCAGGGUCGGGGAUGAAAUUGGGAAAGAGGUCCCUAGUAGCAGAGUUGCUGCAGAAAGAAGUAGAGAAGACUAUUUUAGAAGGCGUUUGGACAGAGUGGCGCUGACCUGAAACAUGGAAGCUGUCAUCCUUUCCUUUGCUCCUAAGAAAGUACAGGGGAAGGUGAAAAUUCAUACCAUCAAUGACGUUCUGCACUCAGCAUGGGAAGUUACCUUUCCAGAUGAGGUUUCCUUCCCAAUUAACUUCAGUUUUUACAUUUUUGUUUUCUAGAUUUUGGAAGAUUAUGCCAAACCUCCACAAGAGAUUAGAAAAAUAUCUUUUACAAAGACUAAUAUAUACAUGAGUAUAAUUAAAAUGCCUUUUUGGUGUAAUAUUGUUAAUGAUUGUUAUGCGGAGGAAAAAAAAAAUCCCUGAGUGUCAGCUACUGUGAAAGAGGCAUCUUUUCAGUUGUUGCUUUAUUGUGCACUUGCACCUAAAUCCAUUUGCUGGAUGUAAUUCGAGCUGCUCUGAGCCCAAGGAGUUGAAGGAAGCGGUCAGUAUCCAUCAGUGAGACCCAUGCUGGUUUUAUGCAGAUGGCUUUUUCACCCUCUAUUUACAGUGUUAACUGACAGGUUCCACAGAUGGUCAUUAAUUCAGAGACAUCAUUAGCCUACCAUGUUUUUUUGUUGUUUUUUUUUAGCCACAAUGCUACUUUUUUUUUUAAAUUAAUUAAUUUAUUUUUAUUUUUGGCUGUGUUGGGUCUUCGUUUCUGUGCGAGGGCUUCCUCUAGUUGCGGCAAGCGGGGGCCACUCUUCAUCGCGGUGCGCGGGCCUCUCACUAUCACGGCCUCUCUUGUUGCAGAGCACAGGCUCCAGACGCGCAGGCUCAGUAGUUGUGGCUCACGGGCCUAGUUGCUCCGCGGCAUGUGGGAUCUUCCCAGACCAGGGCUCGAACCCGUGUCCCCUGCAUUGGCAGGCAGAUUCUCAACCACUGCGCCACCAGGGAAGCCCCCAUGUUACUUUUAAUGAAUACUUGGAUGAAAGUUAAUAUAGGGAUGAAAAACUAAAUGCAGGAGUUUAUUGCUAGGAACAGUCGGUUCACAACAUUUUGCAGCAUGGAUGUUAACACAGGCAGAGUGAAAACUUUGUACUGAAGAAUUCAAUUGUUGAACAAAUUUCUUUGGUUUUGUUGUUGAUGCAGUGAUGAAAAUGUGUAUUAAAGUCCUUAAUGUGAUUGCUGGACUAUCAGGUUCUCUAACAUCCGUCAUUGAUGAAACAGCAUUAUUCCCAUAGCCUGCAGAUGUUAAGUUUACAUUUUGUAAUUAAAGAAACUGUGGAAUUUAAUUGUUAUUCUUGAAGGAGUUGAACUCAAAAUAGUUUUGUUUACAGCGUUGUUGCAGUAGGUAAUAGUCUAUUCACAUCUCUGCAUUUAACAUAGAAAAUGACUAACCCAGUAAUUCAGGGAGUUAAAACUAAAAACAAGUGACAUUUCACAGCAAAUGCUGUUUUGAGUCUUUGACUCCUGUGAUUCCAUAUAAUUAAGUGGCAUUAUUCUGAUGACUGCAGCAUGUCAUACAAUCUGAUACUGCAGAUUUUGCUCAAAGUAAUCUGCCAAUUUACUGCAUAUGUGUACUAAGCAGGUUAUAGUUUAUCUGAAUAAAGAGUCUAUUUGAAAGUGUUCACUAAACUUGUUAAGCCUAUAGGAUUUCCGUUGGAAAGUGUUUUUGCUUGGACAUCUGUUUAAAAAGUAACUAAAUAAUCUUCAUUAGAAGUGUUU